GUGCGCAAGGAGAGCGUCGACACGUUCGGCUUGGACUCCUCUCUUUUGGCCCGGAGCUGGGGGGUAGGGGCCGUCCCGGCCGGUUGUUUUGGGUACGUACUUGGCGUGCCGACCUGAAUGAACGGGCCCAAUCGCCGACGUCCCCUCGGGGAGGACGGGCACGUCCCCGCAGGCUGCAGCAACAUCAUCCCUUGUUGGACUAGGUACCUACUAAUAGCAACACGGCCCUCGCUCUCGUUUAAAAGAAGAACUACCCUGUCCAAAAAGCUGGGUCUGCUGCUACUAUUCCUUCACAGAGUUUCGCCCAUCAUGGCCGGUCCAGUCGGUGUUCCAGGCCGAGAGCACGCCGCCUAUGUCGAGUCCGUUCGGUCCCAAAACUGGGUCAAGAUGCAGGAAGCAGUUCAGAAAAUCCGCCAAAUUUACGACGCGGGGACGCCUUUCUUCAACAAGGACGCUAUGCGGCAGAUCGUGCUGCAGAUCGAAAACGUUGAAAGUGGCAAGCCCGGGAAGGUCUCUGUGACGGGGCUCGACGGCACCAUUGUCCAGCUCACUGUUAGGACUGGUCAAGUUGACACCGACAUAGGAGACCCCGACGUCGAGGAGGUCUACACAAAAGCCCACUUGGGUUAUCACACAGUCGACCACCUCACGACAUUUGACCACCCGGUCAGGUUUCACCCCAAACUUGCCUAUCUCCCAUUGAGCAUCACUCAUGUGACAGAAUGCCGCAGCGCCAGAACCAAGUCUCCCAUCCGCCAGUGCCCGUACCUAUCCCCUGCACAAGUCAGCGAGAACUUCCAGCAGGACAGGGUCGCGUGGGAGACCAGCAAGACGUGCGACGAGCUCAAAUCGCUCCUAGCAUCGGCCGGCCUCCCCCCAUAAAAAGAUCGUGGCCUUUGCCUGCUCCAGCAUGACGUGGAACGACGGAGCCAGCCGCCGAAGCACUGUGCAGCACGCCCUGAUUUCCAUGGCUGAUAUCAGUGUCGACGAGAAGAUCACAGAGAAAGAGCUAGAUUGGGGCUUUGAUGCGGCUGAAGUCUUCCUUAUGGGGGCGACUUUCGGGCAUUGUCAUAGAAAGCGGGAAAAUAAAAAGAUAAAAAUAAAGAUAAGAAACAGUUAUUGAGGGGACGGUUUCUUAUUUUUGCCUGGGCAUAGGGGCGUAGAAUCGCGAGGACGG
Molecule: messenger RNA, 1177 nt
Organism: Lasiosphaeria miniovina
Lineage: Eukaryota; Fungi; Ascomycota; Sordariomycetes; Sordariales; Lasiosphaeriaceae
Exons: 3
Coding region: 118-882 (254 amino acids)
Source: RefSeq, a predicted model, not a curated record